UUUCCUAUUUGAUCGUAUUGCGACAAAAAUCAAUCGAUUGAUCAUUUUUGUUGUGAUUUUGGAGUGAUGAUACAAUCAAGAUAAUUACAGUAUUAUUGAAUUGUGACUAUAAUUUUUAUCAAAAUGUCCCAAGGGAAGAUAGUUUUAAUGGGCUGUGGCAGCUUCAGCCCACCAACUUACAUGCAUUUGCGAAUGUUCGAAAUCGCCAGAGAUUACAUUCACACGCUGGGUUUGGGCACGGUGGUCGGCGGGAUAGUGUCUCCUGUGCACGAUAAAUAUGGCAAGAAGGACUUGGUGGCCGCACACCAUAGGAUAUCAAUGUUAAAGCUGGCGCUGCGAUCAUCCGCGUGGAUCAAGGUGUCCGAGUGGGAGACGCAGCAGCAGGGCUGGACGCGCACCAGGGUCUCCUUACAACACCACCAGGACACAAUCAACCAGCACCUGACCUCGAACAGCUGCGACGCCCCCUCGUGGCUCCCCGACGACAUGCUGAACGUCAACAGUCUGGACGAGCCCGACGACCUCAUGACUAAACUCAACGGCAACCAGGAUGAAACCGUCACGGUUAAGUUACUGUGUGGCGCGGAUCUGUUGGAGUCCUUCGCUACGCCCGGCUUGUGGUCUGAUGAUGAUUUGGAGACGAUAGUGGGCCGGCACGGGCUGGUGGUCGUGAGCCGGGCCGGCAGCCAACCGGACAAGUUCGUGUUCGACUCCGACAUGCUGUAUAAGUAUCGGAGAAACAUAACCCUCGUAACGAACUACAUAGCCAACGAGGUGAGUUCGACCGUGAUCCGGCGGCUCGUGCGGCGGCGGGAGAGCGCCAAGUACCUCACGGACGACGCCGUGCUCGCCUACAUCCGCCAGCACCGCCUCUACGGCGCCGCAACCACUGAGUAUAAUCUCAACAAUCUCAGGAAAUCUCCACGAGACGUCCCCAUGGUGUCCCCCGACGAGACCAGCUUCAAGAACAUCCUCAUCUCCAUCCGAGACAAGCCGACCAUCACCGACCAAACUAUCACUGUCAAAAGAAAGAAAUCCAACUACCUGAUGCCAACUAUGACGGAUUCCAUCAGUCCUAUAGUUGACAGACCGAGGCAAGCUUACGUGGACAAGGUCCCUGUCAACUACGUGCCGGGGAAAGCUGUCAAAAUUGUCAGCGAGGUAAGCGAAACUUACAACUCUCUUGACAGUUAUUUAGCCAAAGACGAGUGCGAUUAUGAACUUUAUAGGAGAAGGGUAAGUGAGGGUAAUGUGGAUACCACGCUUAAAGUGGAACCGAAAAAAAGAUGUACUUCAACGAUUCGUAAAUUAAAUAAACCUGAUAUAAAGAAGAGUAAGUCGGAGGUGAGUAAGUUGUGUGAUAAAAUGAAGAGUAUUAAGUUGAAAGAGAAGGAGAGCAGGAAUUAUAAGACGCGCAGUUGCAAUGAUAUCGUUAGGCUCAUUUUGACGAAGCAUGGGAUUCAUGUCAUAAGCGAUACUGAGGCUAUUGUUUAAAACACACGGCUGUACUGUA
This is a messenger RNA of Cydia splendana, 1513 nucleotides long. It is a transcript of the gene Nmnat, whose product is annotated as nicotinamide/nicotinic acid mononucleotide adenylyltransferase 1. The transcript has 7 exons. Gene Ontology annotation, biological process: NAD+ biosynthetic process. The record is from RefSeq and is a predicted model, not a curated record. The coding region runs from base 124 to 1494 and encodes 456 amino acids. Lineage: Eukaryota; Metazoa; Arthropoda; Insecta; Lepidoptera; Tortricidae. Gene Ontology annotation, molecular function: nicotinate-nucleotide adenylyltransferase activity; nicotinamide-nucleotide adenylyltransferase activity.